AUGUCGGAUCCUUUCCAGUCCAAGGAUGGGGUGGAAUGGAAUAUAAGUAAAGAGCAAGUUGAAAUGAGAGAAGUAUCUCACUUGAGAAAGUGGAUACCCCGCUCCGCCAUGAGGCCGGCCGAGGGCGACACGUCGGACUGCAUCCUGGUGGUCGGCGUGUCACGGCCAAAGUUAGCAGCGGCCUUUCUACUGGUAGCUCUAGUCUCGCUCUUCCUAACCUUCCACAUCCUCUACGACAGCGCCGUGUACAGCCUGGACGCCGCAGCAUCAGUCUUCGAUUCCUCGGGUGAGAUCACCAGCAACCAGCUCGACUCAAUGUUGCCUCCUCACCAGCCACCCUCGUCGUCGUUCUCGUCUUUGUCUUCGCAGCCGUCUCCGAGUCUAGCCCUGUCACCCAUCAGCAAGGCCCACUUCUCGCGCACGAAUCGUCACCUGCCGCAAGCAAUAAUCGUCGGCGUACGCAAGUGCGGAACCCGUGCACUACUCGAGAUGUUGUUUCUUCAUCCCCAGAUACAAAAGGCCGCUGGCGAAGUUCACUUCUUCGAUCGCGAUGAUAAUUAUGAAAAAGGUCUCGAGUGGUAUAGAAAAAAAAUGCCCUACUCACUCAAGGGUCAAAUUACUAUUGAAAAAAGUCCUAGUUAUUUUGUUACACCUGAGGUACCAGAGAGGAUAAGAGCGAUGAAUGCGAGUAUAAAAUUGCUGUUGAUAGUAAGAGAACCAGUGACUCGAGCGAUAUCUGACUACACGCAGCUGCGUACGCGAGUGUUAACGACAUCGACAUCGUCUGCGGUAACGACGGCAUCAACGUCAUCAUUAUCGCGAGUGGGUUCCGGAGCUCCAGGAAGUGUAAGUGUCGUAACAUCAACGACAGUCGACGAAGAUAAUCAACGGGGAACAUCAACUCGGACCUUCGAAGAGCUUGUCUUGCGUCCCGACGGCAGUAUAAACGAGUCUUAUCGACCUAUAACCAUCUCCCUUUAUCACAACUACAUGCACCGAUGGCUUGAGGUAUUUUCACGUGAACAAAUACUCGUGGUUAACGGAGAUCAGCUUAUUGAGGACCCAUUGCCGCAGCUGAAACGGAUUGAAAUGUUCCUGGGUCUCGAGUCAAAAAUCGGCAGACAUAAUUUUUAUUUUAAUCACACAAAAGGUUUUUACUGUCUGCGUAACGACACUGCGGAUAAAUGCUUGAGGGAGAGCAAGGGUAGAAAACACCCCCGUGUUAAUCCCCUAGUUGUUUCGAAACUCAGAAAAUUUUUCAAUGAACACAAUCAGCGGUUUUACGAACUCGUCGGCGAGGAUUUGGGCUGGCCGGAGGAAUAA
Molecule: messenger RNA, 1323 nt
Organism: Microplitis demolitor
Lineage: Eukaryota; Metazoa; Arthropoda; Insecta; Hymenoptera; Braconidae
Gene: Hs3st-A
Product: heparan sulfate glucosamine 3-O-sulfotransferase 5
Exons: 3
Coding region: 1-1323 (440 amino acids)
Molecular function (GO): [heparan sulfate]-glucosamine 3-sulfotransferase activity
Source: RefSeq, a predicted model, not a curated record